AUGGACGAAGAUGAAGACCUGUCGCACCUGCGCAAUCCGAACCCCGACCCGGCCGCCGACGAAGACCCUGAAGAAGAAACGCUCGACUAUGGCGCCGCUUUUGCGAAAAUAGCAAACAGCGAUAAUGCGCUCCACCUUCCCAAGCGCGGCGAAAAAGACUUCGAAUCGCACGAGACGAACCUCCAACUCUCCAAGCUCGAUGCCUCGCGCCUUGCCAUGCACAAUGUGCUCUCCUGGCAGCGCACACACACGCAGAAGGGCCAUAUACCCGCCAUGUACGACCCAGACACGAACAUGGCCUACGUUCCCAAGCCCAAGUCGAGCAUGUUCCUGACUAUGGGGAGGAGCAAGGGAGGAAAAGAGUGGCUGCUGCCCGAAGAGGCGCUGUUCUUGAUUGAAAGAGGGAGUGUGGAUUGUCGGUGGCCGGUCAAGGACGCGGAAAACGGCGGGAAUAUGCUGGAGGGCGCGCCGAUGAGUCUACAGGCCGCGUAUGCAGCGUUCCUGGGCUACGAGGCUGGCGUGGGCGGGAAGCUGACCAUGGAGAUGUACACCGUGUACGCUGGCCUGAAGCGCUCAGGCUAUGUCGUGUUCCGGCACGGCAGCUGGGACGACGCGCGCGCGCCUGUGCAGCCCCUCACACCGAACUCCCCCGAUCAGAACGCAAGCAAAGCUGGCUACUGGAGCAGCUUCUGGAGCGACGUCUGGCGCCGCAUAUCCCAGCCCUCGCACACCGCGUCCCCGGAGAGUCUGGCAUACGGCCCGCUGGUACGUCCCGGGCUCUAUCGCUCCUACGCAGACAUCUACCGCGCGCUCGCCCUCAUCCCCUUGCACGACCGCACCCAGCCGCCCGCCUUCGCGCUUCCGCCCAACCCCAACAACCCGUUCCGCAUCCACUUCGAUGUCUGGAAGACAUCCGGCUCCCAGCGCUUUCGCAAGUCUGCGCGCCCGCCACCCGACUUUCGCAUAUGUGUUAUUGAUGCGCGCUCCACGUCUGUUCCAACUGCCGCCGAGUUGAACGAUUUGUUGGCGACGGUGCCAGAUGACGGGCCCAAGGAGAAUGUGCAUAUUAUGCAGAAACUCAAGCAUGGGAGCAGGAACGUGCUGCUCGCGGUGGUGGACAAUGGGAUACCGAGUUACAUUCGCGUUGCAGACGUGGAUUUCGGGAGGGAGAAGGUGUAUGAGCGGACGGCGCCCCGAGGUGGAAAGGGAGGCCGAGGAAGAGGUGGAAGAGGCAGAGGAAGGGGCCGGGGGAGAUGA
This is a messenger RNA of Paraphaeosphaeria sporulosa, 1257 nucleotides long. RefSeq lists its product as uncharacterized. Bases 1 to 1257 code for a protein of 418 amino acids. The record is from RefSeq and is a predicted model, not a curated record. Gene Ontology annotation, cellular component: tRNA-intron endonuclease complex. Lineage: Eukaryota; Fungi; Ascomycota; Dothideomycetes; Pleosporales; Didymosphaeriaceae. Gene Ontology annotation, biological process: tRNA-type intron splice site recognition and cleavage. The transcript has 2 exons.